CACUAACUUUGUCAACCUUUGCUUUCCCUCCUCCGCUCCACAUGGACCAACAGCCACCUCCUUCCACUGCCCCUGCCACCACUUCUUCUACUGACCCGUCUCAACAGCAACCACAACCACCACUGCCGCCGAAGCCGGAGCAACCGCAAACGCCACAAUUUCAACAACAGCCAAGCCAACCCCCUCCCUCCACAACACCCUCAACGCUUCCCAGCCCUAACCUAAACCCGAAACCCCAACAGCCACCUCAGCCGAAGCCAACACUCCCCACUCCUCAGCCCCGACCUGCCGCCGCAUUCUCACGUUCCUGGCAACAGCAGCUUUCCCAGCUCACCAAUUCAUCAUCUUCUUCUUCUCCCUCGGUCACAUCGACCUCCACGCCAACUCUUUCCUAUUCUAGCCCUUCUCCUCCAUCUCCUUCGCAACCAGCUCCGUUUUCAGGUUCCUUUGGCCAUUCCUUCACCGGAGCUUCCAGUUCCAAUGUUUCCCGGUCAAGGCCGCCAAUGCAAGUAAUGGGAAUUGGAUCACAUUCUCAAAUGAGGCCACCUGGAAUUUCUGCUCAGCAUCAACAAAGGCCUCUACAAUCAUCUCUUAGACCACCUUCUUCGUCAAAUAGCCAAUCCCCUACUGCCCAAAAUUUCCAAGGGCAUGGUCCUAUGAGAGUGCCAGCUGUUGGUUCUUCAACACCAAGUACAUCACAAACUACACAAGUCCCUAAUCAGCCGUGGCUACCAUCGGGAUCACAAGGGAAACCUCCUCUGCCACCUCCUUCGUAUAGACCACAGAUUAAUUCACCAUCCUUGCAGCAAAGGUCACAUAUUGCUCAGCAACAUCAUUCCUUGUCAACAGUUCCGCAACAAAAGCAUGUAUCAUCUCCACAAUUAUCACAACCUACAUCGCUUCAACCGCAGGAGCAUUUCAGGCAACAAAUGUCACCUACAUCAAGGGCCCUUCAAUCUUUACCCCACCAACAAGCUUCGAGAGCCCAGGGUUCUAUAAAUCAAAAGCCUUUUUCUCUUGCAAUGGUACAAUCAAGCACGGUGCAGUUGGUGAACCAAAAUAAAGCGGCUCUUACAGAAAGUGACGAGUCUGGUGGCAAGAUUCUUAGCAAAAGAAGCAUUCAUGAUCUAGUUAAUCAGAUAGAUCCAUCUGAGAAGUUGGAUCCUGAAGUUGAAGAUAUUCUUGUGGAUAUUGCAGAAGACUUUGUGGAUUCUAUCACAACAUUUGGCUGCUCACUGGCUAAGCAUAGAAAAUCAGAUACAUUGGAAGCAAAAGACAUUCUGCUACAUCUUGAAAGAAACUGGAAUAUGACUCUACCCGGAUUUAUCGGUGAUGAGAUUAAGACUUAUAGAAAACCGCUUACGAAUGAGGUUCACAAAGAGCGGCUAGCAGCUAUAAAGAAAUCAAUCUUAGUUAGUGAUGCGCCCAGUGGGAAGCACUUUGUCGGCCCGGUUGGUGUAAAUGCAAAGGGUAACCUUGGAAAAGCAGCAGCUAAUAUCUUGGGCUCUCCCAAUGUAAAAAACCGAGAAGUGACAUGAGGCUCCUCUCCUGACAUUGUUGAACAUCUGAAACUAUUUUGCUUUAAAGAUGCAGGAUCAGGAUGAAUUGCUGGAGAAGAAUUAUCACAUAAAAUUGAUGGGCAUGACUUGAUUUGCUUGAUCUGGGGUGUUGAAAAAGUUGUAUUUGUACUUGAUCUAAUUCCUCCACAUCGGAGCUAAGUCGAGGGUUUUGUAAACUUUAACUAGUUGGUACACUACAACUCCCAUAUGUUGAUGUUUAUGUGCUGCAGAAGAAGAUAAUUGUAGGAAUUUGAUAA
Molecule: messenger RNA, 1816 nt
Organism: Hibiscus syriacus
Lineage: Eukaryota; Viridiplantae; Streptophyta; Magnoliopsida; Malvales; Malvaceae
Product: transcription initiation factor TFIID subunit 12-like
Exons: 9
Coding region: 42-1538 (498 amino acids)
Biological process (GO): RNA polymerase II preinitiation complex assembly; DNA-templated transcription initiation
Cellular component (GO): SAGA complex; transcription factor TFIID complex; SLIK (SAGA-like) complex
Molecular function (GO): DNA binding; TBP-class protein binding; protein heterodimerization activity
Source: RefSeq, a predicted model, not a curated record